AUGAUCCAGUCGAGAAGAUUUAGUCCGGCGAUCGCAGCGCGGACAGCUACACUUUUACCUGGACGAGCAUACCUUUCGCGGACAUCAAAUGACCAGUAUAGGAGACUCAGCACACUAUUAAGCGACGCCCGGAGGACGCCGCAAGCAAGUCCUUCUUUCGAAACCACGCUUUUAUCGUCUCUAUUACUUCCCCGACGAUCUCUCCAUUCCACCGCGAUUCGAAGCCAAGAACAAAAGGAGCAAGCGCAAAAGAACCAGAAAAAAGCCGAAGCCGAGCCCGAAGCCGAUAGUGAAAAGAAGACGGAAAGCGAAGGCGAGUCCUCUCGAGAGCAGAAGAAAGACGUUCCUCCUCCACCACCACAUGGCGACAAGACACCAUGGCAAGUCUUCACCGAAACUCUAAGAUCUGAAUUCAAAAAAUCCAAAGAAUGGGAGGAAGGUACCAAAGCUCUUGCAUCAUCUGCACACACCUUCACCGAGAGUGAGUCAGUCAAGCGAGCCCGUGCUGCUUACGAGGUUGCCUCGAGUACCGCAUCGUCUACCACAUCAACCGCUUUGAAAUCCACUGGAAGGGCUAUUGGACAAGGAGCAGCUUGGACAUGGGAAACUCCAGUAGUCAAGGGACUACGUAAGGGAGUUUCUGCAACUGGAAAGGGCAUUGAGAAAGUCACACGACCAGUCAGGCAGACUGAAGCUUAUAAGAGCGUGAAGGAAGCUAUCGAUGAUGGCAGUAGCUCUCGUUAUGGUGGAUGGGUCGAAAAAGAAGAGCGUCGCCGUCAAAGGCAGUUGCGCGAAGAGAAUGAGUUGAAAUCAGGUCGAUCAUCUCGAAUUGAACCUAUGGAGGAAGAUCCCAAUGCCGGCACGAACCUUACCGUUCAUAAAGACUCGGCUUGGAAAGAAUCCUGGAAGGACUUCCGCGAUAAGAGCCCGGUGAUGCAACGACUAUUCUCGCUCAAAGAUACAUACAACGAAUCCGAAAACCCUCUUAUUUCCACAGCCCGCAGCAUCUCCGACCGUGUGGCUGGCUUUUUCGCCGAAAAUGAGACCGCCAGAGUCAUCAAGAAGUUCCGUGAGAUGGACCCCAGCUUCCAGCUCGAACCAUUCCUCCGAGAGAUGCGUGAAUACAUUUUGCCAGAAGUUCUCGACGCCUAUGUCAAGGGAGAUAUCGAGACUCUCAAACUGUGGCUAUCCGAUGCCCAGUUUUCAGUAUACUCUGCGUUAGCACAACAGUACACAACGCUCGGCAUGAAGUCUGACGGCCGUAUUUUGGAUAUUCGAGGUGUCGACAUUGCGAAUGCUCGCAUGCUUGAGCCCGGUGAUAUCCCUGUUUUUGUCAUCACAUGCAGAACUCAGGAAGUCCAUGUCUACCGUAACUCCAAAACAAACGAACUUGCUGCAGGAAUGGAAGAUCGUGUUCAGCUCGUCACGUAUGCAAUUGGUGUUACAAGAAUCCCCGAGGACGUCAACAAUCCCGAGACACGAGGAUGGAGAAUGAUCGAACUGCAAAAGGCUGCAAGAGACUAUAUCUAA
Talaromyces marneffei is the source of this 1530-nucleotide messenger RNA. RefSeq lists its product as uncharacterized. Gene Ontology annotation, biological process: protein import into mitochondrial matrix. The transcript is spliced from 2 exons. Lineage: Eukaryota; Fungi; Ascomycota; Eurotiomycetes; Eurotiales; Trichocomaceae. Bases 1 to 1530 code for a protein of 509 amino acids. Gene Ontology annotation, cellular component: mitochondrial inner membrane. Gene Ontology annotation, molecular function: protein-folding chaperone binding. The record is from RefSeq and is a predicted model, not a curated record.